AUGAGCUUGACGUACGGCGCCGGUGGCAUAGGGACGUCUCUGGCCGUCAUUGGAGCUUAUAUGCUCUUUACCGGCAGCGGCGAGGCCUUCAAUGUCGGAGCUUUCCUCGAAUCGGUAUCACCAUACGCCUGGGCGGAUCUGGGUAUUGCGCUUUGCAUAGGUCUUUCCGUGGUGGGCGCGGCAUGGGGCAUCUUCAUCACCGGUUCCUCCAUUCUCGGUGGAGGUGUUAAGGCACCACGAAUCCGGACAAAGAACCUAAUCUCUAUCAUCUUCUGCGAGGUCGUCGCCAUCUACGGCGUCAUCAUGGCCAUCGUGUUCUCGGCCAAGCUCCAACCCGUCACCGGCGCACAAUACUACUCGGGUGACAGCUACUACACGGGCUUUGCGCUCUUCUGGGCCGGCCUGACUGUUGGCAUGUGCAACCUGGUGUGCGGUGUUGCCGUCGGUAUCAAUGGCAGUGGUGCUGCGUUGGCGGAUGCUGCUGACCCUACGCUCUUCGUGAAAAUUCUGGUUAUUGAAAUCUUCAGCUCCGUUUUGGGUCUCUUCGGCCUCAUUGUCGGCCUGCUGGUUUCCGGCAAGGCCCCCGAUUUCGGCGCACAGUAG
This is a messenger RNA of Neurospora hispaniola, 603 nucleotides long. RefSeq names its product vacuolar ATP synthase 20 kDa proteolipid subunit. The transcript is spliced from 5 exons. Gene Ontology annotation, cellular component: membrane; proton-transporting V-type ATPase, V0 domain. Gene Ontology annotation, biological process: proton transmembrane transport. Bases 1 to 603 code for a protein of 200 amino acids. NCBI's taxonomy places the organism in Eukaryota, Fungi, Ascomycota, Sordariomycetes, Sordariales, Sordariaceae. Gene Ontology annotation, molecular function: proton-transporting ATPase activity, rotational mechanism. The record is from RefSeq and is a predicted model, not a curated record.